AUGAAGAUUUCUGUGGUGGAGGUGGUGUUCGUAGCAUCUGUUGUGGUAGUGUGGUGUGGUGGUCUUGUGGCUUCCAGGCAGUGCCUAUGUGAGGAGGCGACAGGCGUAGCGGACAACAGGGCAGCUAUCUUGGGCUUCAUAGCAGGGCCGGAGCAAGGUCAUGUCAGAGUCCCUUUAGCAAUCGGAUACGAACACCAACGAUCGAAGAAAAGAUUUCUUGCUAAUACUAACAGGAAUUCAAAUGGCGGAUGGACAAAGGUGUUACAAGAUUUAUACGAAUCUAGAUCUAUUACAACUACCAUUGCUUCCGUUACCACGACUCCUAAGGAGAAGGCAGAGACCGACAAUACACAGUCGAUAAAAUGGAGGGAAAUCGUGUUACCAGAGGCAGUGGCGUUUUCCAAAUCACUGGUAACUUAUUUCACGGAAGAAGAACAACUCCGCGCUGAACAGGACUUGAACAGAACCGCAAGAAUCUUCGAGAACAGUUCUGGCGAAGAUGCUCUCCCGACUACAGUGAAACAAGCUCGUUAUUUCUCUUAUUCGGGGAGCUCAUGCGCGUUCGAAUACGUGCUCUUGACGAGACCUGUUGAAACGGAGUCGUCCUCGUUCGAAUUGGUCAUUUUCGGUCCUGGCGAUGACUUCGGGAGACGUGGAUGAGGG
Messenger RNA from Penaeus chinensis, 663 nucleotides. RefSeq lists its product as uncharacterized. Bases 1 to 660 code for a protein of 219 amino acids. The transcript is spliced from 2 exons. NCBI's taxonomy places the organism in Eukaryota, Metazoa, Arthropoda, Malacostraca, Decapoda, Penaeidae. The record is from RefSeq and is a predicted model, not a curated record.